CGCAUGCGCAGUUCGGGCAGGAAGUUCCCGCAGCCUUACGACCAGCUGAUACAUCAACAACCGAAACCCUGUAGCUCCGAUAGUGGCCUACGUUUCAGCCCGGGAGCGCGAGGCCAGCGGGACAGGGUUCAAGGCUAUCAAUACACUUCUGUAGUGGCCAGAAAGGAGGUACAGAUACUCUAUUCAGUGUUUGGGUCACUGCAGUCAGAGACACCACUUCAGAGGACCCCGACCCCAACCCCAAACCCUCCCCUCACCACCCUUCCUCCACUAUGAGCACCCGUGCGAGUGGGAGGGCUAAUGGAAGCCUCCCCCAGACCAAAAUCUGCCAGUUCAAGCUGGUGCUGCUGGGUGAUAUGGCUGUGGGCAAAUCAAGCCUGGUCUUGCGCUUCGUCAAGGGACAAUUUGAUGAGUUUCAGGAGACCACCAUUGGAGCGGCCUUCCUUGCUCAGUCGGUUUGCCUGGAUGACACCACCGUGAAGUUUGAAAUUUGGGACACGGCCGGUCAGGAGCGCUACCACAGUCUCGCCCCAAUGUACUACCGUGGGGCGCAGGCGGCCAUUGUCGUGUUUGACAUUACGAAGCCGGAGACGUUUGAGCGAGCAAAGGCCUGGGUGAAGGAGCUGCAGAGGCAGGCGAGUCCUAACAUCGUCAUCGCUCUGGCGGGAAAUAAGGCCGACCUCGCUGACAAGAGACUGGUGGAGUACGAGGAGGCUCAAACUUAUGCUGAAGACACGGGCCUGUUGUUCAUGGAGACCUCUGCCAAGACCGCCAUGAAUGUCAAUGAGUUAUUCCUGGCCAUUGCAAAGAAGAUGCCAAAAACAGACACCCAGAACGCGACGCAUGCCGCCCGGUACCGGGGGGUCAACCUGCAGGACCCAGAUGCCCAGUCCACCCGAAGCUGCUGUGGGAACUAAAUGCCCACCUAUAACCCCUAUCAUCUACAUCAACAACAAGGGAGACCACCAACGCCCUGUCCUUCCCAAACCCACCCAACCCCACCACCUUUCACCCUUUCACCUCCACAACUGGCAUGGAGAGAAAAGAGAGAGAGAGAGAGAGAGAGAGAGAGAGAGAGAGAAAGAAAGAGCAGAGAAGGUAGGGAAAAAAGGGACAGCUUGUGGAUCCCUCACUGAUGCCAAGAAGAGAUGUCUGAUGCAAAAUGAAGGAUCGUUCAUCGGUCAGAACGUUUGUACUCUGUGUGGUGUCUAGCACUUAAUUGUAAAGGAUGUCCCUGUGUUUGUGUGUGUGUGUGUGUGUGUGUGUGUGUUUGUUUGUUUUUUUUGUUUUGUUUUUUUCGAAUCUUUGUCAAUUUUCAUAUUUGAUUAUGAUUAUGCAAGCAGUGUAGUGUUAGCAUUGGGGUCGCAGAGCAAUGCGGUGAACAAAAAGAGUGAAAAGACUUAAGAAAAACGCUGAGAGGAAUGAAGGAAAAGGAGGCAAACUAUUUCUAUCCCACCCAAUCUUUCCUGUCCUUUUGGUCCAAGGAGGUCCCUCAGUCCAGAGAAUGUUCACAAAGCCUGGGAGCUUGGAAUCCUUGAAGAUGGAUGCAAUUUGACCUGCUGUGGCAACUGUAUCGUGAGUAACCACCCUUAAACUUGGCCCUGGAGCUUAAGCACUGAAGAAGAAACCAGCUCCCUAAGCCUUCGCCUGUUGAAAGCACCUGAAAAAGCCUUGAUCAAUGGAGCCUGAUCAGUGGAACCCACUGACCUGUUUGACCACCCCUCGAUCCCACUUUGGGCACAGUUCUUCAGCAUGUAGGUCAUAAAGGCUCAUUAAAUUAAAGCAUAUCCCUUAGCAUCUGUCGGUAAAGUCUUGACAAACAAGAAGAAACGUCUUCCUGACCCAUUCUGUCUUUUGGAACAAUCUCCCGAUCUCCAUCCAGCUGUGCCCAGUAUACCAGUGCUAUCCACACCUGCUGUUGGGAACACUUUUCUGCGAUGGUCCCUCUUCAUUGUAGUCGGCUCAUCGCCACUAUAAACAAUCUACCAUCCCCAUCCGUAACAUAGUUAGUUAGCUAAUAACAUUUUAUGAGAAGCUUGGUAACCGUUUUACUUGCAGUGUGAAGUGAGUCGUUCUCCUUGGCAUCUCUAAACACAGGGAUCUGUUCUCAUGCGUCUAAAAGCAACAACAACAAAAAAGGAAAGCUUCCACAAUCAUUCGCUUUUUUAUGCAGAUCUGAUUUCUGGCAGGGAAGGUUUCACCUACUUUAAACGUUACAAAGUCCCAGAAUGGUUUGAAAAAAAAAGAAAAAAAAGUGCCUACUCUCCGUUUUUUCCGUAUUUUUGUUUUCUGGCUUGCUCGGGACAUGAGUUCCAAGUCGGAGGAUCCUGUUGCUUUGGCAUUCCCAGUGAUAUUUAUUACUAUACUACUACAUUUUGACACAAAAUACACACUAGUAGUGCCAGAUGUUCUGCAUUGAAUCCAAUUAAACUGGACUAAAGAUGCUAUCCUUGUAAUGAAACCGAAGUUGGUCAGUUUAAUACUGACAAAAAAAGGCAUUACAAUGAUUUGAUCACAAGAAGGUAUCAUUACAUUGCCCACCUCUGCUAACCUAAUCUGUGAUUUUUCACGUUUUAGAUCCAUUGAUAGCUGGAAUAGAGAAAAAAUAGAAAAAAAUAUUCACUGGAAAUACUGUAGUCGUUUCCAACCAGAUCUCUAUCUGCUGCAUCUGUAGCAUAUGGGUGAUUACCAAGAGCAACAACUUGACACCUUGUGCUGAACAGAUAAACGAGCAUCUGCCCAUUGUCUUCUGUUACAAAUAUGUCUAUAUGUCCACUGGUUGUGCAGGGAAGCCUCAAGAAAUCAGCUCCACACUGUAGAUGAAGCAGAUGCAGAUUAGGUUUGGGGGAAAAAAAAAAAACGCUAAAGUGUUCUUUUAAAGACUUGACUAGGAUCCUAAAGUGUAGUGUUUUUCCAGACCCUGUCCUGAAGCGUAUUAAAAACCCACAUCACAUCCUCAUAUGUGUGUGUGGAAGAGAGAAGACCUUUAUAAUGUCUUGUUUUAAGGAUGCUGUUUGUUGUCAAUAAUUUUACGUGUAAAAAAAACAAAAAGCAAAUAUAAAAAGUUUUAUUUAAAAUUGGUUUUAGUUGGUAAAUUUAUGGGUUGCCAUAAUAAUCUUUUAUGGUCACUUAGGGAAUGAUAAAGAUGAUGAUGAGGCAUUGCAUAAACUGAAGUCAUUUGUCAUGUCUCUUACAAUCCAGUUUAUUUUGUGGGAUAUAUUUGAUCUCCUGUUAACACUUCUGUGAACUGAAAACGUCAAAUAAAAGCUGUGCUAUUCUGCUAUGAAUGGAA
This is a messenger RNA of Astyanax mexicanus (Mexican tetra), 3292 nucleotides long. RefSeq names its product RAB5B, member RAS oncogene family (gene rab5b). The record is from RefSeq and is a predicted model, not a curated record. Lineage: Eukaryota; Metazoa; Chordata; Actinopteri; Characiformes; Acestrorhamphidae. Gene Ontology annotation, molecular function: GTPase activity; GTP binding. The coding region runs from base 273 to 917 and encodes 214 amino acids. The transcript is spliced from 6 exons.